Nematocida homosporus is the source of this 894-nucleotide messenger RNA. RefSeq names its product N-acetylglucosaminylphosphatidylinositol deacetylase. The coding region runs from base 1 to 894 and encodes 297 amino acids. Gene Ontology annotation, molecular function: N-acetylglucosaminylphosphatidylinositol deacetylase activity. NCBI's taxonomy places the organism in Eukaryota, Fungi, Microsporidia. Gene Ontology annotation, biological process: GPI anchor biosynthetic process. The record is from RefSeq and is a predicted model, not a curated record. The transcript has a single exon. Gene Ontology annotation, cellular component: endoplasmic reticulum.
AUGAAAGUAUUGAAAGUAAUGAUGGGUUUGAUGUGGGAGAAGGUGGAUGUAAAGGAUUUGAUGUUGCGGAUGGUAAUUGGGUUGGUGGUUUUUUGGUUGGUGAAGGAUACUUUGUUGGCCUUGGCGGAGGGUUUGCAGUUGGUGUGGGUACUGAAGGUUUUGGGAGUAGGGCGGAUACUGAAGGUUUUGGAGGUGGUGGGACAGGUGGUGGGUUUGGGAAUAAGUAGUUGGUUGGGGGUUAAAUGGAUUGGCUGGUGGUUAUUGCCUGUGGGUGGGAGAGUUCGGGGUCGUGUGAUGGUAGUAGUUGCUCAUGCUGAUGAUGAGUCAAUGUUCUUUGGGCCUUUGGUGGAUCAGUGUUUGGACUUGGUUUUGGUUGUCUGCACGGACGGGUCUUUAGGAGGAUGUGCUGAAGUACGGAGGAAAGAGAUGGAAUUGGUGGCUAAAGACUUAGGGUGUAAGGUUUACUUUCUGAAUCGGCGGGAUGGAAGUUUGGAGUAUAGUGAGGAAAUAGUUGCCGAGAUAGUGGAAUUAGGAAGACGAGAGGGGAUAGAGGAAGUGGUUAGUUUUGAUGAAGAGGGAGUUUCAGGACAUUCGGAUCAUAUUGCUUGUAGCCGAAUAGCCUAUCAAGUUGGUUUAAGUUUAGGCUUGCGACGAGUGUACCAGCUACAGUCUUUGCCUUUACCAGGAAAGUAUGGGACCGUGUUUAGCUUUUGGGCUGAUUCUGGGCUACUAAUUAAGACGGAGUCAUUAAGAUCUAUCUUAAAAACAAGAGAGAGAAUGUGCAUGCACCGCUCACAACUACUCUGGUUUAGGUAUCUGUACAUUAUUUUCUCAACGUACAUGGACGUCAACAUCUUAGUCCCUCGUGUAUUUGGCACUUACAAAGUGUAUUGA